UCUCUCUCUCUCUCUGUUAAAUCGGCGAGUCAACACCGGCGAGUCUUCCUCCCUCCACACAUACCAAAUUACAGACAGAGGACGCAUACAGCUACCAGAACCAGGAGUAGAAUCAUGCUUUUGCUGAUCGACUACGGAUUUUGUUUUGAAACAAUAUCCCUACAUAUGAAAUUUCCCCUAAUUUAAAUGGAAGCCCUAACCCUAAAACAUAUCCCCAUCCGUGGAUCCUCCAAAUGUGGCCGUCUUUGGAUCCUUUAUCCGUCUCAACACUUUUCUCUCUUCUUCUCUGGAGGUUGAACUUCAAUCUCGUCGUUUUUUUGUUGGUCUUAGACUCACUGACCAAUCAGGUUUAGGUUUAGACAAAGUAGAAAAACCACACUAUAUAUAGACAUUCUGUAUAGAAAAGGAAGACGGUAUUUUUUUGUAAAGGCAAGGAAGAGAUGGAGAGCUCUGACGCAGAAACAGGUAUGGUUGAUUGCGGUGUUGGGACCAUCGUUUGGGUUCGGAGGCGGAAUGGGUCGUGGUGGCCGGGUAAGAUACUGGGUCCUGACGAGCUCUCUGCUUCUCAUCUCAUGUCUCCCCGAUCUGGAACCCCAGUCAAACUUCUUGGGAGGGAAGAUGCCAGUGUGGAUUGGUACAACCUGGAGAAGUCCAAGCGAGUUAAACCCUUUCGCUGUGGUGAGUUUGAUGACUGCAUCGAGAGGGCUGAAGCUUCACAGGGAAUGCCUCCAAAGAAGAGAGAGAAGUAUGCACGUAGGGAAGAUGCUAUCCUUCAUGCUCUUGAACUUGAGAAACAACUGCUGGAAAAGAAAUAUGGGAAAUUAGGUGUGCAGUCUAAUGGUUUGAGCAACAAGUUACUAGGAAAUGUAGGAAAAGACACAACCGUAACUCCAGAAUUUUCAUGUGACAAUGGUAAACAUGUGAACUCAAAAAUGGAUCUGUCUCUUGAGGACAAGAGAAAGGGACUUCCUUUGCAGGCACAGAGAGUUGACAGUGGUAGUCAACUGAAUGUAGAUGAUAAAAGCCCAGAUCUACGUCCUAGGGUGAGAGGCUUGCAAGACCUUGGUGUUGGUCCUAUUCCUUCAAAAUAUAAACUUUCUGCCUUGGUUGCUUCAAAUGGCUCCCAUAAGCAUGUUGUUGAUGAUGGGGUUAGUGCAGACCUUCAUGGUCUUACACCAGAAAAUAGAAUUCCUGUUGGUAGUAAAAGUUUGUUGGAGAAAAGGAAAAGGUCACAAGAGGGGAAUACGGAGGAAUCAAUUGGUAAGAGGCGUGAUAGGCGCCGCCCUCUUGUUCAGGUACUCCAGAGUAGUGCAAAGUUACCCCGCAUUCACCCCUUGCAGCUACAGGAUGAUGGUGGCUCUGCUACUCCCCUUGUAGGGGAGGAACAGAGAGAAGCUGUAGACCCUCCUGCAAUUGGAGGCAAUGAUCCAGGCAUGACAGUAAAAUCAGGUGACAGCUUUGACUAUAGAGAAAUUCUUCCUGACCAUGUGGAAAUUUCGACACCCAAGUCUGAAAAAAGAGAUGACUCCUUUCCUGUUGGGUUGAAUGAAGAGAACACUACUGGAUCUAAUGAAGACACUGAAACUGAUUCUUCUGGCACUGAAUCUCUGAUAUCAGACACAUAUGAUGCAAUGGCUGCACUUUCAGAUGAAGCUGAACAUAUUGAAUUUAUACCAAAAGCAUUUGGAAGAUCUGAAGCACAAGGAGAACAUGAGAGCAUGAGUGAUGACUCAGGACUUCCUGAUGACAGUGGUGAUUCCCUACAGACCAGUGUGACGGUCUCCAAAUGGCAACUGAAAGGAAAAAGAAAUAGUCGCAGUUUGACGAAGAGGUACCCAAAUGUAAGCGAGAGAAAGGCCUCCAUGAGUUCUAGCCACUGGGUGAGCUUCAAGGGAGAGGACAUGUAUGGUGUUGAUGGUGCUGAUUCAUUUGACAGAAAUUUGAGAAACCAAGCUAUUGGACAUAGGCGUAGAGACUUGGACUGCAGCCAUGAUAUCAUCAAUUGGGAGGAGUUAACAAGGAAUGAUCAGCCUUGUUUGAAAGGAUACUGGGAGCAGUCAGGUGAGUACCAUGAUUCUGUAUAUGUCAGCCGCCAAUUUGGUGGCAGGAUGAAGUCGAUGUUGAUAGAUGUUGAUGUAGAAGUGCAAUCAGGUUAUCAGAGAGAACAUGUCCCCAUGAUUUCCCUCAUGAGCAAGCUGAAUGAGAAGGCAAUAGUCGGUCAUCCUAUCCCAAUAGAAACCCUAGAAGAUGGUUCAUCUGAUUUGAUUCUUUCUGCAGCUGAUGAGUUGUUUGGAACGGAAUCAUUAGGUUAUGACACAACUCUUCAACCAUGGAGGACUGCGAGGAGGACUGCCAAGUGUAGGGUUCCGCGAUUAUCAACAUUGGAGGAAGAGGAGAGACAUGAUUAUGUAGAUGAAGAAGAUGGAAAGGCGAGUGCACACAAGGGAAGAGCGGGAAAGGUCCCAAAAAAGCCACAAAGGAGAAGCAGUUCAUCUUCUUGCAGUCAGAAAAUAAGAACACUAUCAUCAAUAGGUGGGAGUCAGCAGCAGAGUAUGGAUUUGAAAGGUGAGGGUGAAGGGGUGAUGAAGCCGGAGUCAUUGCCCACAGCAGUUGCUUGUAUUCCUGUUAAAUUAGUGUUCAGUAGGUUACAUGAGGAGUUGGUUGCCCGCCAUCAAUAAAGAUGAAGUAGCUACAUGUAAAUUGUAUGUUAUAAAUAAUAUGAUUAUAUGCUUCCAUUGACAUUGCCAAAAAAAGGUGGUGGUAAGGUUUGUUUUGUUUUACUUGUUUCUACCACCACCAGCAGCACAGCAGAAAGAGGAAACAUUAAAAAUGUGGUGGGUUGGCAGAUGAUAUGCUUUGGAAAGGGAAAAAGUGUAAAUCGAAUAUCCAUCAUAUGCAGUGUAGAACUGUAGGAGUAGAUGAUUAUGAUUUGUACAUUGUAUUUUGAUUAUGAAUGGUGGUAUAUGUGACAUUCCUACCUACCUACCUACCUUUUCUCUU
Molecule: messenger RNA, 3000 nt
Organism: Cynara cardunculus var. scolymus (artichoke)
Lineage: Eukaryota; Viridiplantae; Streptophyta; Magnoliopsida; Asterales; Asteraceae
Exons: 3
Coding region: 441-2678 (745 amino acids)
Source: RefSeq, a predicted model, not a curated record